Molecule: messenger RNA, 4549 nt
Organism: Oreochromis niloticus (Nile tilapia)
Lineage: Eukaryota; Metazoa; Chordata; Actinopteri; Cichliformes; Cichlidae
Gene: abcc4
Product: ATP binding cassette subfamily C member 4 (PEL blood group)
Exons: 31
Coding region: 189-4157 (1322 amino acids)
Biological process (GO): transmembrane transport; monoatomic ion transport
Cellular component (GO): plasma membrane
Molecular function (GO): ABC-type transporter activity; ATP binding; chloride channel activity
Source: RefSeq, a predicted model, not a curated record
UUUUUUCCUUUUUUAUGACCGCUUGUAAGGAGAGGCCCAUGUGUCUUACAGGAUAUGUAACGCACCUUGAGGUUGCUGACCUCCGCGUAACAUGUGUCUGCUCCAAAGCCACGGCACAUAGCCACGAGGAGCAGUUUUUUAAAAGGGGAAAGAGCUGAAGGGAACCUGCGGUGUGAGCGUGGGCUACUAUGGAAAAAGUCAGCAAAGAUGCCAAGACGAACCCGGCUGCCACGGCGAACUUUUUGUCCAAGAUAUUUUUCUGGUGGCUGAAUCCUUUGUUCCGGGCGGGUUACAAACGUAGGCUGGAGGAAGAUGAUAUGUACCAAGUGCUUGCAGAGGACCGGUCGGAGAAACUGGGACAGGACCUGCAGAGAAUCUGGGAUCAUGAGGUCCAGAGGGCUACCAAAGAGCUGCGGAAGCCUCAACUCACCGGUGUCAUUGUUAAGUGUUACUGGAAAGCAUAUGCGGUGCUGGGGAUCUUUACACUAAUUGAGGAGACCAUUAAAGUCGUCCAGCCAAUCUUAUUGGGGAAGAUUAUUGAAUACUUUGAGAGUUAUGACCCAAAUAACACGAGGGCUUUCCAUGAGACCUUGGGCUAUGCAGCUGGAUUGUCUCUCUGCACCAUUGGCCUGGCAUUGAUGCAUCACCUCUACUUUUACUAUGUGCAGAGGGUAGGCAUGAAGAUCAGAGUGGCCAUGUGUCACAUGAUUUAUAAGAAGGCUCUGCAUCUGAGCAGUUCAGCCAUGGGAAAGACCACCACAGGCCAGAUCGUUAACCUCCUCUCCAAUGAUGUCAACAAGUUUGAUGAAGUGACAAUCUUUCUGCACUUCCUGUGGGUGGGACCGCUCCAGGCAGCUGCAGUCAUUGGGCUGCUGUGGUACGAGAUCGGUCCUUCAUGCUUGGGAGGCAUAGGGGUCCUCUUGAUUCUGAUGCCGGUCCAAAGCAUGUUCGGAAGACUUUUCUCCAAGUUCAGAAGUAAGACUGCUGCUCUGACAGACAGCAGAAUCCGCACAAUGAAUGAAGUGGUGUCUGGAAUGAGGAUCAUUAAGAUGUACGCUUGGGAAAAGCCCUUCGCUGCUCUGGUCUCUGAGGUCAGAAGAAAAGAGAUCUCCAAGAUCAUGAAGAGCUCCUACCUGCGAGGUCUCAACAUGGCUUCAUUUUUCUGCGCCAGCAAGCUCAUUCUCUUUGUCACAUUCACCCUCUAUGUCCUCCUGGGGAAUACCAUCUCAGCCAGCAGUGUAUUCGUGACGGUGUCUCUCUACAGUGCGGUGCGACUUACGGUGACGCUCUUCUUCCCUAGUGCUAUUGAAAAGCUGUUUGAGAGCCGUGUCAGCGUCCGCAGGAUUCAGGAGUUCUUGACACUGGAUGAGAUCAGGAAAAACACAGUUGGUCUGCCACAGGAUGAGAAGGAUGCUGCUGUGGAGAUUCAGGAUCUGACUUGCUACUGGGACAAGAGUUUAGAUGCUCCAUCUCUGCAGAGCAUCUCACUCACACUCAAUUCAAAUCAACUGUUGGCUGUAAUUGGACCGGUGGGAGCUGGAAAGUCAUCCCUGCUGAGCUCCAUCCUGGGCGAGCUUCCAGCUGAAAAAGGGGUGCUGAGAGUCAAAGGACAGUUGACCUACGCAGCCCAGCAGCCGUGGGUCUUCCCUGGAACAAUUCGCAGCAACAUCCUUUUUGGAAAAGAGCUGAACCCCCAGAAGUACGAGAGAGUCAUCAGAGCCUGUGCUCUAAAGAGGGACCUGGAGCUACUCCCAGAUGGAGACCAGACACUGAUUGGGGACAGAGGAGCUACACUCAGCGGAGGACAGAAAGCUCGUGUCAACCUGGCCAGGGCCGUGUAUCAGGAUGCAGACAUCUAUAUUCUGGAUGACCCACUCAGUGCUGUGGAUGCAGAGGUGGGGAGGCACCUCUUUGAACAAUGCAUCUGUGGCUUGCUGAAGAACAAGCUUCGCAUCCUGGUCACCCAUCAGCUGCAGUACCUGAAGGCAGCUGACCAGAUUGUUGUCCUCAAAGAGGGUCACAUGGUGGCAAAGGGAACUUACACGGAGCUUCAGCAGUCUGGAUUGGACUUCACCUCCCUUCUCAAGAAGGAGGAGGAAGAGGAGCAACAGCAGCCUCAUCAUGACACCCCCAUCAGAACUCGAACUCUGUCUCAAAAUUCAGUACUGUCCCAGACCUCCUCUGUCCAGUCCAUCAAAGAUGGAGACCAGUUACCGGCAGAGCCAGUUCAGACAUUCGCAGAGGAGAAUCGAGCUCAGGGAACCAUUGGAAUGCGCAUCUAUGCCAAGUAUCUGACAGCUGGGGCCAACAUUGUGGUUCUGCUGGCUGUCGUGCUGCUUAACAUCAUGGCUCAGGUAGCAUACAUCAUGCAAGACUGGUGGCUAGCUUACUGGGCUGAUGAGCAAGAAAAACUAAUGGCCAGCAGUAACAUGACCAACAACACAGAGAAUGGACUAAAUGUCACCAAAGAGCUGGACAUGGAUUUUUACCUGGGAAUUUAUGGAGGUUUGACUGCAGCCACCAUAAUCUUUGGCUUUGGCAGGAAUUUGCUGCUGUUCAGUGUGCUAGUGAGGUGUUCACAGUCUCUGCACAACCGCAUGUUUAGUGCUAUACUCCAAACACCCGUGCGCUUCUUUGACAUCAAUCCGAUUGGAAGAGUAUUGAACAGAUUUUCAAAGGACAUUGGGCUGCUGGACUCCAACAUGCCAGUGACGUUUGCGGACUUCGUUCAGAUCUUCCUCCAGAUACUUGGGGUCAUUGCUGUUGCAGCGUCGGUGAUUCCCUGGAUCCUUAUCCCCGUUGUCCCCCUCCUUCUCAUCUUUCUUUAUCUGCGUCGCUACUUUCUGCGGACCUCCAGAAAUGUUAAACGGCUCGAGUCCACCACUCGGAGUCCAGUCUUCUCCCACUUGUCCUCUUCUCUUCAGGGCCUUUGGACAAUCCGAGCCUUUGGAGAAGAGGAGCGCUUCCAGAAAGUCUUUGAUGCUCAUCAGGACCUGCACUCAGAGGCCUGGUUCCUGUUCCUGACCACCUCUCGCUGGUUUGCUGUCCGCCUUGAUGGCAUCUGCUCCGUCUUUGUUACCAUCACUACAUUUGGCUGUCUGCUACUCAGAGACAAGCUUGAUGCGGGUGCUGUUGGUUUGGCUCUCAGCUACUCUGUCACACUAAUGGGCAUGUUCCAGUGGGGUGUCAGACAGAGUGCAGAGGUGGAGAACAUGAUGACAUCAGUGGAAAGAGUAGUAGAGUACACUAAACUGGAGAGUGAAGCACCCUGGGAAACCCAGAAGCGUCCUCCUCCUGAUUGGCCAAGUAAAGGCCUGGUGACCUUUGACCAGGUCAACUUCUCCUACAGUGCUGACGGACCUCAGGUGCUGCACAACCUGAAAGCCAUGUUUAGACCCCAAGAGAAGGUCGGUAUUGUGGGUAGAACAGGAGCUGGGAAAAGCUCUCUGGUCUCAGCUCUGUUCCGCCUGGCAGAGCCCCAGGGAAAGAUCUACAUCGACGGUCUUGUGACCUCUGAGAUCGGCCUCCAUGACCUGCGGCAGAAGAUGUCCAUCAUUCCUCAGGACCCAGUACUGUUUACGGGUUCCAUGAGAAAGAACCUGGAUCCAUUUAACCAACACACAGAUGAAGAACUGUGGAGUGCUCUGGAAGAGGUGCAGCUGAAGUCUGUGGUGGAGGAGCUGCCUGGAAAGUUGGAGACUGCCCUGGCUGAGUCGGGCUCCAACUUCAGUGUGGGCCAGAGGCAGCUGGUGUGUCUGGCACGAGCUAUCCUGAGGAAGAACCGCAUCCUCAUCAUUGAUGAGGCCACAGCCAAUGUGGACCCGAGGACCGAUGAGCUGAUCCAGAAAACCAUACGAGAUAAGUUCAGAGAAUGCACUGUGCUCACCAUCGCUCAUCGCCUCAACACCAUUGUGGACAGCGACCGUAUACUGGUUCUAGAUGCAGGGAAGAUCCAUGCGUAUGAUGAGCCGUACACCCUGCUGCAGGAUCCCACCAACAUUUUUUAUAAAAUGGUGCAGCAGACGGGCAAACAGGAGGCAGCAGCUCUUCUAGAGGCAGCUAAAAAGGCUUACGACAGCAGGAGCCGCCCCGGCCUGUCAAACGGACACGCAGUAACAGCAGACGGGAACUUGGUGAUCUUUGAGACCGCUCUGUAAGCUCAGGGAGGCACUGAAUUGCUUCUGCUCCUCCAGAAGAUUUCAGAAGGUGCCCCUCCAGUCUCUGGUGAAAGCACUGAUCCGCUGCUGGUGGCGAUGAGACUGGGAGGACGUGACCUGCACAGCAUUGAUUUGCUGGGCCUGAUGUGGCCACACAGUGCAGCUGUUUCCUCAAACUGACAGCCCAGAAAUCAGAGCUAUGAGAACUGUUGAUGUAGAGCACUACCUAUUUAUCUCUCACGUAUUAAAUUGCUGCUCAGUAUUCUGAUGCCUUGCACAAAUAGCUUUUACAUGGCUACAUAAUCCUUAAAAUCCCAAGUGCUUUAAUUUACUGAUGGAAGUGUAGCCAAAGUUGCCUUUGUAUUUGUAAAUCAAAGUGAUAUUGUUGUACA